AUGACGGGCUUCAUCUAUACUGUAAGCAAAGAGAGGUUUGGCUUGGCUGAGAAGAAACCAGAGAAGCCAGCCCCAAUCAUCAGCAGAAGACAGAGGCUAAUCAAACAGACCAGAAAGGAGCUUACAAGUGUAAAGAGGCAGUAUAGAAAAGCCAAGGUAGAAGAGAAAGUAGGACUCCAACAGUUACGAAGCACUUUACGAGAGAAACUGAGCACUCUCAACAAGGCUGAGCAAACAAGACAGAGGAAAAGGAAGAGGGAGAGACAGAGAGCUAGAUUCAUCCAGAAUCCAUACCAGUUCUCCAAAGACAUCCUUGACAACGAACGAUCAGGCACAGUAGAGAGCAGUAUGGAGGACAUAGAACAGCACUUACGCAAUGUCCACAGUGAUCCUUCACGGGAGGUUCCACUGGGUGACUGUUCAAGGCUAGAACCAGAAGACCCACCAGAAACUCCUUUGGACACAAAGGAGCCAUCAUUGUCUGAGGUACAGCACGUGGUGAAGAAAGCGAGGACAGGCUCAGCCCCAAGCCCGAAUGACAUUCCUUAUCGUGUCUAUAAGAUGUGCCCAGGCAUACUUCGGAAAAUAUGGACCCUACUUAGAGUUAUUUGGAGAGAGGGCAAAAUCCCGGAUUGCUGGAAGAGAGCGGAGGGAAUAUUCGCCCCAAAGGAGAAGGACUCGAAGGAUAUUGGUCAGUUCCAGACCAUUUCUCUGCUCAACGUAGAGGGGAAGAUAUUCUUUGCAGUCCUAGCCAAGCGACUGACAACGUUCUUUACUGACAACAACUACGUUGAUACGUCAAUUCAGGAGGGUGAAGUUCCCGGAUUUUCAGGAUGCGUCGAGCAUACCAGUGUUCUCAGCCAAGUGAUCCGGGAAGCACGAGUGAAUGGGAUUUGA
This is a messenger RNA of Dreissena polymorpha, 897 nucleotides long. RefSeq lists its product as uncharacterized. The coding region runs from base 1 to 897 and encodes 298 amino acids. The record is from RefSeq and is a predicted model, not a curated record. The transcript has a single exon. Lineage: Eukaryota; Metazoa; Mollusca; Bivalvia; Myida; Dreissenidae.